GCGCCCGCGCUCUGGUCAGCUGAGCAGCGCGCGGUGGGUCGCGAGGCUGCGCGUCACUGUCCAGCUGCCCGAGCCGGCCGCCCCCACCCCGUCACCCCCGGCCAGUCCCCACGUGGGCGUAGGCGUCCGGCUCCGAAACUCUGAUCCUGGGCACGAUGCGGAGAAGGCAGUGACCCCAGAGGAGCCGGAUUGCGGCGGCGGGACCUGCUGCCAUGGCCCACCAACCUCUGAGCUGCCUAACUGAGAAGAGGGAUAGCCCCAGUGAGAGCCCAGGAAAUGGACCCCCCAAUCUGGCUCACCCCAGCUUGGACACAUUUACCCCAGAGGAACUGCUGCAACAGAUGAAGGAACUCCUGGUUGAGAACCACCAACUGAAAGAAGCCAUGAAGCUAAAUAAUCAAACUAUGAAGGGGCGAUUUGAGGAGCUUUCUGCCUGGACAGAGAAGCAGAAGGAGGAACGCCAGUUAUUUGAGACACAGAGCAAAGAGGCUAAGGAGCGCCUGAUGGCCUUGAGUGAUGAAAAUGAGAAAUUGAAAGAAGAGCUUGUAAGACUAAAAGAGAAAACAGAAAGACCACUGGAGGACCCUACAUUUGGCGCCAGGCUUCCGAAGGCAGACCCAGAGCAAGAAGUGGGGCAGCUGAAGACCCAGGUGGUGCGUCUUCGGGCUGAGAAGGCAGACCUGCUGGGCAUCAUCUCUGAACUGCAACUUAAGCUCACCUCCAGCAGCUCCUCAGAGGACUCCUUCGUUGAAAUCAGGAUGACUGAAGGAGAGGCUGAAGGGGCAAUAAAAGAAAUGAAGAACAACCCUAGACCUACCAGAAUGGACUCCAUUGACACGAGAAAAUCUACAGAAGGUACCAGACAUUACCUGGAAUUUGAGGAAUUAACUGUGAGCCAGCUCCUGCUUUGCCUAAGGGAAGAAAACCAGAAAGUGGAAAAACUUGAAAUCGCACUUAAAAAAGCUAAAGAAAGAAUUUCAGAUUUUGAAAAGAAAGCAAAUGAUCAUUCUGAGAUUGAGACCCAGACAGAGAGGAAUACAGGAAAUGAGAAUGGAGAGGAGAAAGCUCCAGAAAGUGUUGGCAGUGAAGUGCAAACAUUGAAUGUUCAGGUGACCUCUCUGUUUAAGGAGCUUCAAGAGGCUCAUACCAAACUCAGUGAAGCUGAGCUAAUGAAGAAGAGACUUCAAGAAAAGUGUCAGACUCUGGAAAGGAAAAUCUCUGCAACUCCAUCAGAGUUAAAUGAAAAGCAAGAGCUUGUUUAUAAUAACAAGAAGUUAGAACUUCAAGUGGAGAGCAUGCGAUCAGACAUCAAGAUGGAGCAAGCUAAAACAGAAGACCAGAAAUCCAGGCUAGCCAUUCUGCAGUCAACCCACAGCAAGCUUCUUCAAGAGCAUAAUAAUGCACUGAAAAUGAUUGAGGAACUAACCAAAAAACAGACAGAAAGUGUGGAAAACGCAGUGCUGCAAGAACUAAAUGAAAAACUGGAGCUGGCAGAGCAGGCUCUGGCUUCCAAGCAGCUUCAGAUGGAUGAGAUGAAACAGACGAUUGCCAAGCAGGAGGAGGACCUGGAAACCAUGACUGUCCUCAGGGCUCAGAUGGAGGUGUACUGUUCAGAUUUUCAUGCUGAAAGAGCAGCAAGAGAGAAGAUUCAUGAAGAAAAGGAGCAACUGGCCUUGCAGUUGGCAAUUUUGCUCAAAGAGAACAAUGAUUUUGAAGAUGGAGGCAGUAGGCAGUCCUUGAUGGAAAUGCAGAGUCGGCAUGGGGCAAGAACAAGUGACUCAGAGCAGCAGGCUUACCUGGUUCAAAGAGGAGCUGAGGAUAUGAGCUGGAGGCAGCAGCAACCAAGUAUUCCAAUUCAUUCUUGCCCUAAAUGUGGGGAAGUCCUGCCUGACAUAGACACAUUACAGAUCCAUGUCAUGGAUUGCAUCAUUUGAAUGUUCAUGUUUCAACUCCCCAAAGCUGUUGGUAAAUGUCAGAUUUUCUCCUCCAAGACUUAUACUUCUAAUUUGUUCUCACUCAAAUAUUUGGUCUCAUUAUUUCCUGGGAAAGAAAACAUAUGUAUCCUAAGGAAAGUAUCUUACAGAUUUCUGUGAACUUACAAAAUAGAAACCAAUUGCCACCCUUUCAGUAACAAAUCCAAUGUUUUUUCCCUUUUUUUUUCUUUAGUGUUUGUUUAUAUAAAUCAUUGAAUUGUUCAUGCAGUCAGCCAGCAUGGGACACCAUGUGAAUGAGCUCAUGGACUUACACGGAAAAAAAAAAAAACUUCACUGCUAAAAUUUAAGAUGCUUUUAAGAGGCAGGAAAAUUCAGAUGGUCAGGAAAAUUCUCUGAAGUUUGUUUGGGCUUUUUUAGGUAAAUUGUUCAUCAUCCAGUUGGAUCUUUUGUGAUAAAAUGUGUAUGAGUAUGCUCCAAUUUUACUGCAACCACAGUAAUUACACUGAAGUUACCGUAUGGCUCUUUGUGACUGAGCACUGUGAGUGUUCUGUUAUUAUCAGGACAAGUAGGGGCUGGGAUGUAGCUCAGGAGUAGAGUGCCUUCCUAGCAGUAAACUGUGUUUCCUAUAACUAUUCAGUGUUCCCGUUACCUUGUUUCUUUGUACUGCAGAUAUGUGGCCCUGUAAAAUAGAAAGUUUAACUUUAAAAAGAACAUAUGUUUUUUUCUGAGAUAAAGUAGCAUCUUUAUAAUCCCAAUAGUUAUUACAAGAUAAAAUUUUUCUACAAAUCUAUAAUAUUGCUUGUGUGAUCAGGACCAUCAUAAUAUGUAUUUUCUGUAUUAAGCUCAUUUAGCUUAAUAUAACCUUAAUAUUAAGAUGUCUUAUUAACAAUAGAUAUGAGCAGAUCCUUUAAUAGAGACCAAUACAUGUUUGAAUUAGAACUUUCUAAAAAGUUGAAUAGACCCAGACAUGGUGGUACAUUAGCACACCUAUAAUCCCAGCACAUGGGAGGCUAAGGCAGGAAGAUCACCAGUUUGUGGCCAUCACUCAUACAUAGAAUAAAUGGAAUUUGUCAUAUUUUGUGUAAAAAAGACUAGCAAGUACUAGACAAGUCACAGAAGUAAAUAGUAUCUUCACAUAUCCAGAUCCUAAAACAUUUAAGAGAAAAUUCUUAAAUCUCCUUUAUUAUAUUUAUCAUAAACUCUGGUUAAAUACACAUGUAUGUACGUUUAAAUAAAAUUUUAAAAAAAGUUAAUGUAAAGGAAAAUGCUUUUCAAUUUACAAUUAUCCUCCUGCCUAAAGUGUUUACCCUCACUCCGAUUCAAUAGGGAUUUAUUUUGGAAGAUUCCCCUACUCACACCCAGGAAGAAGUUGUUAAUGACAUUUCUGAAAUAACAAUAAAAAUUUUCUUUUCUUAGCCAGGCGUGGUAGCCCAUGCCUUUAAUCCCAGCACUUGGGAGGCAGAGGCAGGUGGAUCUCUGUGAGUUCAAGGCCAAUCUGGUCUACAUAGUGAGUUCCAGGACAGCUGGGACUACAGGGCAACCCUGUCUCAAAAAGACCAAAAAAAAAAAAAAUCUUUGAGUUUCUAGUAUAAAAUUCUUUAUCAUUUUAUACUA
This is a messenger RNA of Nannospalax galili (Upper Galilee mountains blind mole rat), 3548 nucleotides long. RefSeq names its product optineurin (gene Optn). Gene Ontology annotation, biological process: protein localization to Golgi apparatus; regulation of canonical NF-kappaB signal transduction; Golgi ribbon formation. The record is from RefSeq and is a predicted model, not a curated record. Lineage: Eukaryota; Metazoa; Chordata; Mammalia; Rodentia; Spalacidae. Gene Ontology annotation, cellular component: nucleus; cytoplasm; Golgi apparatus. The transcript has 14 exons. The coding region runs from base 213 to 1934 and encodes 573 amino acids. Gene Ontology annotation, molecular function: K63-linked polyubiquitin modification-dependent protein binding.